AUGCAGGAUCGCCAUUCAUGCGAGCAUCUAGAACAAGAAAAACAGAAAUAUAAAGAAAGAAAGCCCCAGUACCAUGAAAAGAUUCAAAGAAAAUCCCAACAGCGGCGGCAGGUGCAAGAGUUCGGUCAAAAGCGACUUGAUAGUGAAAAUAAAGAAUCAAAUCCACAUCAAAAGCAGAAAGUCCAUCGUGAAGAAGAAAAAAAUAAUGAACAUCCCUUCCGAGAAGGGAAUCAACUAAAGGAACAACAACAAAACCGAGAACAGCAGCAAGAACCACAAAAGAGAUACGAAAACGCAGCACGUCAAUUCAAUCGCCAGUCCAACCAGCAUCAAAACGAGCAGCAACACGACCAAGAGCGUAAAGGACAAGAGAAGGAUCAAAUUCAACCGCAACAACUAGAACUACAUGAAGAACAACAUUAUCAUCUCAAUUGUCAACAAAAGCAAGAGCAGCAGCAGCAACAACCGCAGCAACAACAACAACUUGCACCAAAGGAAGAACAACAUCAUCACCAUUAUCAACAACCGCAGCAGCAACAUCAACAAGAAAUAAAAGAAGAACAACAUCAUCACCAUUAUCAACAACCGCAGCAACAACAUCAACAAGAAAUAAAAGAAGAACAACAUCAUCGUCUCCAUUAUCAACACCAGCAACAACAGCAGCAGGAAGAAGAACAACAGGAAGAUCAGGAGCAGAAACAAGAAGUAGAAAAGUGUUUACAAGAACAAAAGUAUGCCUUUACGACUGGUUUGAUAGUGCUCGCGUCGAUUCUUUUAUAUCUUCCAUUUUUGAUAUAUAAUAUCAUUGAAGUAGCUCAAUGGAUGGACUUAACACAGGACUAUGUAGGCCAACCUAUUGUAGUGACUUUUGUUAACCUUCAAUCUCUGGUAAAUCCUAUCAUCAUGUCUUUACGUUUAACAAAUAUUCGCACAGGUAUGAAAAACAAACUAUGUUGCCUUAAUUCAGAAGUCUAA
Molecule: messenger RNA, 975 nt
Organism: Exaiptasia diaphana
Lineage: Eukaryota; Metazoa; Cnidaria; Anthozoa; Actiniaria; Aiptasiidae
Product: putative cyclin-dependent serine/threonine-protein kinase DDB_G0272797/DDB_G0274007
Exons: 1
Coding region: 1-975 (324 amino acids)
Biological process (GO): adenylate cyclase-activating adrenergic receptor signaling pathway
Molecular function (GO): G protein-coupled receptor activity
Source: RefSeq, a predicted model, not a curated record